AUGGAAUCUACACUUCCCCUCGCCCAAGGAACUAUUUUUGCUCGUUCUCUGCGUGGAGUUGAGACCUGCUUUACCGUGGCCAUGGAGGAAGACUCCUAUGAGUCUAAUAUUGGCCAUGAAGAUUUUGAGCCCGAUACCCUCUUCAGCGAGAUUACCACCCUUGAAAAUGAGCUGUCCGAUGUAUUUAAAACUGGACUCACACCUCGCCAAGAAGCAGCAUUUGAGAACCAUGUUCUGCACUCCCUUGCAUGGAUGGUGUACGGCUCAAAUAUGAUCGAGAAAGCUGGUAGUAGCUCAGACAUUACUCUGAAACUCUGUCUUGCACUCUUCCGUGGCGAAGAAAUCCCCGAGGAGAUCGAAGAGCAAGACCAAGAGUACUCGUCUAUUAAAGAGAGUCUGAUCCGCCAAAACCUCCCUGUAGACACUUCGGCUGUCCUACGUAGUCGACAAGAGGUUGUGCAACAUGCUAAAGCUGCAGCCUUUAUGAUCGACCAGUUGUGCAUCCGUGACCAGGAUCUUAACGAACAGAUCAUCCUCAAAGCCCACCAGAUUCUGACCUAUAAAGUGGACGCUGAGACUACCCCCUGGAUGGAAUACAGUGGCAUCUAUCGAUCGGAUGAAGUGAGCGCGGGCCUACACGCAUUCCCUCAUCCUUGCCUGGUUCCAUACAAAAUGAAGUCUAUGUUCCACGAGCUUAAGUGCGAUUUGAAAGAAGCUACCAAAAAUGGGACAAUCGACCCCAUCGCCUUAGCUUCGAAGUAUACGCACAUUUUCGUGAACAUUCAUCCAUUUAUUGACGGCAAUGGCCGAAUGUGCCGUUUGAUUCUCAACGCGAUGCUACUGAAAUUUGGGGUUUUUAUUGCCUGUAUCGGGGUAGAUGAAGACGACCGUUCAACCUAUGGGGAAAUCGCCAUUAACGGAGGAGCUCUUGAAUAUCUGUAUGAGGAUGCGGAGGAAGACGAAAAGCCUAAGCUGCACAAAGAGCUGGCUAGUUACGUCUUGGCUCAUGUGAAGAAGAGUACGAUCGGGUUGAUUAGUGCCAUGGUUAAUGAAGUUUAG
Penicillium expansum is the source of this 1059-nucleotide messenger RNA. RefSeq names its product Fic family protein. NCBI's taxonomy places the organism in Eukaryota, Fungi, Ascomycota, Eurotiomycetes, Eurotiales, Aspergillaceae. The transcript has a single exon. Bases 1 to 1059 code for a protein of 352 amino acids. The record is from RefSeq and is a predicted model, not a curated record.